CCCGCGAGAGUCGGGACAAAUACCGCGAGAGCACGGUCUCGAAGGAAGUGAUUAACCUAAGGGAGUACGCGUACGUGGGCGUGUCUGGGAGCUCAAGGAGCCGCCAGCUGAAAGACUGAUUUUAAGUUAGAAAUGGGACGGAACGUAGCAGUCAAAUGGUCUGACCUUCAUUUAACAGAAAAAGGAUGAGCCAGGGAUCCAUGAUGAGAAAGCAGCCAAAGCUCUCAUCUCCGGAAACUAGUUUGCUGUGUGCUCUCCUCCACAUCCCUGUUGUUACUGGCUGACAUGAAGAAGUCUUUGCAAGGAGCACAAUUCAAGUUUUGAAGAGGAAGCCAAAACUGACUCCAGGAUUCACAAUGUACUGUCCGUAUGGUCUUAGGCAGCCGGCCAUCGGUGACUACGUCCAGCCCCAGACUGGGGUGUGUCCCUCCGGGUCGGACUUUAACACCUCAUCCAAGCUGGCAGGACGCUGUGCUCUUUGGUUUGCCUAUCUCGGGCCUCCAGCCUAGCCGCCCAGACAGCUGAACUCGCCGCCAGGGCGUGUCGCGUCGUCACGCAGAACCUCCCUGCUUCUACCCAUCAGUCCCGUCCGCUACCCCGACAGGAAUCGAGCUUAAACUACGAAAUUUCGUCGCACCUCCGGACGUGGGGAUCACAAUCUUGGACCUCAGACCCACUCGGGUGUCCUCAUGACUUCUUUUGCGGACCAUGUCCAUGAUCCUUUUUGCCUGUGUGGUAAGGGUGAGGGAUGGACUGCCUCUCUCGGCCUCCACUGACUUUUACCACACCCAAGAUUUUCUGGAAUGCAGGAGACGGCUCAAGACUUUAGCCUUGCGAUUGGCCCAGUAUCCAGGUCGAGGUUCUGCAAAAGGACGUGACUUCAGUAUCCAUUUCUCUUCUUCGAGGGAUGUGGCCUGCAUGGCUAUCUGCUCCCACCAGUGUCCAUCUGCCAUGGCCUUCUACUUCCUGGAGACCCUGUGGUGGGAAUUCACAGCUUCCUAUGAUACCACCUGCAUUGGCCUAGCCUCCAGGCCAUACGCCUUUCUCGAAUUUGACAGUGUCAUUCAGAAAGUGAAGUGGCAUUUUAACUAUGUAAGUUCUACCCAGAUGGAGAACAGCUUAGAAAAAAUUCAGGAGGACCUCAAGUUCCAGCCCCCAGUGGUUCUCACUCUGGAGGACACAGAUGUGGCCAAUGGGGUGAUGAAUGGUCACACACGGAUGCACUUGGAACCUGCUCCUAAUUUCCGAAUGGAGCCAGUGACGGCCCUAGGUGUUCUUUCCCUUAUUCUCAACAUCAUGUGUGCUGCCCUGAACCUCAUUCGUGGAAUUCACCUUGCAGAACAUUCUUUACAGGUUGCACAUGAAGAAAUUGGAAAUAUCCUGGCUUUUCUUAUUCCUUUUGUAGCCUGCAUUUUCCAGUGUUACUUGUACCUGUUCUAUAGUCCAGCCAGAACUAUGAAGGUGGUGCUGAUGCUGCUUUUCAUUUGCCUGGGCAACAUGUACCUGCAUGGGCUGAGGAACCUCUGGCAAAUCCUUUUCCACAUAGGAGUGGCUUUCCUGUCUUCACAUCAGAUACUGACGAGGCAGCUUCAGGAGAAGCAGUCUGACUGUGGAGUGUGAGGAUGACAUUGUGGGAUGAACAGAUCCGUUGAUUUCCUUAUGAGGGUCAUCAGUGUUUCCCUUUCUGCUUCUUGACUUCACCUCAAGUUUCCAUCCUUGAAGUUCCUUUCGACUAAAGCAGACUGCCACCGAGAAUUGGGGAUUUUUCACAGGUGCAGUUGAAAGCAUGAGGUUGUUUGACACCCAGUCCUGGUUUUGUCCUGAGUGUUACUGCGGAAUCUCCAGUUCAGCUCGUUUACUUUGGACAGCAGAAUCGGGGGCUCAUUCAGAAGGAGCAUUAGUGGAAGACCAAAAUGGAAUUAUUUUGGUCUUUUAAAUCGAAUGAUGCAAUAAACCACUAGAUUCAAUAACACUAGUUUUAGUAAUUAGCAGUUGUCUCCGAGGAACCACUUAAAAAUCUGUAUCAGCUUUUCAAUCUAAGUGUGACUUGGUCAGUUUUUUAGAGGAUCAGUACAGGGUGAAUUAAAAACUUUAAAAAGUGGUUUAUAAUGAUAAGCUAGAUAAAUUCUGUUUACAUUUUUGAUAACUUAGAUCUGAUAUGAUACCUUUAAAAUAUUUAUAUUUUGGAUAUAAAUUGAACUUAUCUUCAUUUGGGGUAAGGACAAAUUUGAGCUGAGAAAAUAGUUAAGAAAGCUGAAUUUAAUUUAUUUAUAACUUUUUGUGGUGGUGGGACUGUAGGGGUACAGAAAUGUUUUGUAUUUAUUUGCAGGGUUUCUGAAUAUUUUAAAAAUUGGGUCACCAGUACUACUGGAUCAUAAGCUUUUAAGCAUGAGCAGAAAUGAGAAUUUCAGGAUUUCUUGCAGUUGGCCACAAACUGGAGCAGGUGAGUCUCACAGAUUCACACAGUGGCACUUUGAAGUCACAGGUGGCAGAGGCUGCUGCCAUCAGCCUUGUAUGUGGUGGCCAAGUGCCUGUCAUUUCAAUGAUGUCAUUUAACACUUGCCCCUGUGUACUUGUUCUCAGAACUCCCAAAUACUCCUGCACACAUUUCCCAAUCAUCUUAAUUAGAUUAAGGGCCUUGGGGGAGUGCACCCAUCAUGGCACAGCAGAAACAAAUCUGACUAGUAUCCUAGAGGAUGCAGGUUCAAUCCCUGGACUCACUCAGGGGGUUAUGGAUCUGGCAUUGCCCUGAACUAUGGUGUAGGUCACAGAUGUGGCUUGGAUCUGGCGUUGCUUCGACUGUGAGGUCAGCAGCUGAAGCUCCAAUUUGACCCCUAGCCUGGGAACCUCCAUAUGCCGUGGGUGUGCCCUCCCCCACAAAAAAAAAGAUUAAGGGCCUUCUUUCUUUCUUUCUUUCUUUUUUUUUUUUUUAACAAACAAAAGUUAAGUGUGUGUUUUUUUUUUGUUUUUUUUUUUUUUUAAUUUUCUUGCUGUACCCACAGCAUGUGGAAGUUCCCAAGCCAGGGAUUGAAAACAAGCACAGCUGCAGCUGUGGAAAUGCUGGAUCCUUUAACCCACUGUGCCAGGGUGCGGGAUCAGUCCUGCACCUCUGCAGCCACUGGAGCUGCUGCAGUUGGAUUCAUAACCCAUUUCACCACAGUGGGAACUCCAGUGUGUUACCUUUUUUAAAGCUUUAUAAAGAUAUAAUUAACCCUGUGCUCUGAAAAGUUACUUUUCUUUCUCUCAUUGUCAAAAUAUCGACUGAUCAUAGUUUUCCAAAAUUUCUCUCUGAAUAUGAUCUCUUAGGUGUCUGGAAAUUUCAGCCUGGGUUGUGCAGUACAUUCAGGAGGCCGUUUUGGGGGUCUUUGGAUUGUUCUUGGUAGAAGUCUGAAAUAGCUCCACCACAAUUGCAUAGAAUACUCUGGGUUGAAUCAUGUGGUCUUGAUACAUUAAAAAAUGCUCUUUGGUAGUUUUUAAAUGUCAAAAGCCACUGUAAGAGUUACUGAGUAGAUGUUAAAAGCCAGGAUGUCGUUUUUGGGGAUUCACUUGUACUUGGUCAUUACUGGUGGUGCAUGGUAAUUGAGCUACUUUGGUGUCACUUUAAAGGAAAACAAGAUCCUGUGACUGUGAACUGUGUUGGGAAAAUGUUGCCAUGGUAAUUUUAUUUUCUUAUAAUAGAAUUUCCUAUUUUUAAUCGAAGUAUCUGGAUGUGAAAGUUACAUUGGCAGCAUCCUCAGAUGUAAACUUCAGAGUCAUCUUUUCACUGAUUUUGCAUCUGCAUAAUUGCCUGUAUACCCAGCAGGUUUUCUGAGACAUAAUUUUGAAAAUAUAUUGAAAUAGAAGCUAAGGAGGGGAUACAAAUCCUUUUGUAUUAGAAUCGCACACAAAAGCCUUUAAAAGUUGGUUAGAACUGCUUACAAGCCUGUGUACUAUUGGUGCUGCCAUGUAGCCCUGGACCCCUGAUCCUGUGAUCCAUAGUCAGCAAGUAGUGAAGCCCAUUUCUUGUAGAGGAGCCCAUCCUAGUGAAUGCCUUCUGUCCUUGCGGAGAAGUUAUCCACACUUAGAUGAGUGAGGCAUCAGUUAACAUCUACACAGGUUUGAGAUUUACUUUUGACAACAAAAGGGAAAAGACGCACUUGACAAACGGUACAAAAUAAUGACCACAUAAACAUUAUUUAACUGAAAUCCAGCUAAGAGAAGUCUCAGCUCACCCAAUGAUAUAGGAAAGGCAUUCUGGAGAUUUUAUCCAAGGGAAGUCCUAGGCACAAGCUUUGGUUCGGGCCUGGAGUUUUGUAGCACCCUGUGCCAUCCUUAAUGCUAGAAAGUUGAGUCCAUGUUAUAGGAAUUACCCUCGCUCUGCCAGAGACCUUUUCUAUUUGUUCGAGCACCUUUGUCUUCUUAGUGGUUGCCCAGCUGACUUCACAGGGUUAGAUCCAGGGAGAUAUGGGGUAAUGCUGGAAAAACCUUAUUAAGUGCCUUUUGCUGUCAGAUGUGGCAAGAUCUCAAGCAUCAGCAUGUGUGACGCCCCAUGUGCUGUAUCUGGGCGGGGAUGUAGCUCAGUGCUUUCUGGCAGUUGCCCAGCCAAAGGGUCGAAGCACAAGGGUUCCCUUUCUGAAAGUGCGGUAAUGAGGGAACCAUGUAGACUCUGCUUUCCCUUCCCCAGGUGCGCCUGACUGUGAUGAGUACCAUGCGUGGCUUUCUUUUCCUGGGUGGGGGCAUAUUGGGGUGGGAUUUCUUUCAGCUUGUAUUCAUCUGGGAGUCAAGGCUCAACACUUUGAAAGUUCUUCAAGGGGUGGGGAAGAGGGUUUGGGGAGGAGAGCUGAAAUUAGAACAUUUAACAUCAUUUCUACCAACCCUACCUUGAGUUUCCUGUUCUUUUCCUAGGUGCCCCUGUUCAGGUCUCCCUUGACUCUUUUCACUCUAUACUUCAGUCCUAGGGACAGAGGCUGAAGCUGGAGUCUCUGCAGGGAUGAGGAAGCCACCUUUUAUUGUAAUGUCCAGGGUUGGCCCAGGAACUUCAGAGAGAGAGAGCAGAUUGCACAAGGCCUGGCCCUAACCCUGGGCACCUCCAGGAGCCCUGGUGCACAGCACAGCUAGAUGUUUGGGGCACGGGAAGCAGGGGUUAGGUGGGGAGGGGAGCUGGGGUCUGGCUAUCUGCUGCUGCAAGACAGCAGCUGCUUCUUGGCAUGUGGGCUGUGUAUCGCACCUUCAUUCAGGGCUGCUGUUUGCUGUUCCUUGAAGGAGUGGGCUGCUGUAACAUGCAGGACAGGUGGCCCUCAGAGAACAGUGCAGCACAGGUGAGGACCUGUGGGGAGGGAAUGUUUACAGCAACCAGAUAUGCAGGCAGACCCCUGCCCCAACAUUACUCACAUUCCAGGUGAUUCUAUACAGAAUCCUUCCUGCCCAGGCAGAGGGAAGCCCUGUGUGCACCGUGAGUGUUAACAAUGGUGGGAGAGAGAGUAGAUGUGCCUUUGAGAGAUGAGAGGGGAAGGAGGGCCCAGUGCCCAGUCAGUCUGAGGCCUGGAGGCUCUUCGCCUUGAUCCAGUGCCACCAUGAGUAAGUUGCUGCCUUCGGCCCCAAUGAUCUCUCCUGGGAAAUAGUGGUGACGUCCUCCUGCUCCCCUGGCAUACUGUCAGGAGGGUAAAAGUGGUAGUGGGAGGGGAUGCUGGGUGAAUCCCCCAUUUGUGUGUAGGAGAAGGGAGCCUUUGAGUUCCAUCACCCAACACAUUGAGGAUGUGCAUGCUUCAGGCAGCUCAGUGUGUCUUCUGGCCUUUACAAAAAGGGUGUUAAUAAUGCUGCAAUGUAAAUGGCCUCAUGCUUUCACUCCAAAAACAUAGUGGCCUCUCUUCCUCCCCCUGGACCUGCCUCCUGCCUUGUAGGCACAGAGCCCUCGGUACCUGUGGUGUUGGGUCCUCCAGGAUCCAGGGAGGCCAGUUCUGCUGGUUGGACCAAACUUCAUGGCCCGUCAGAAGACCCAAAUGAGAAGAGCUCUGAUUCUCCCAUCUGUGGAGCAGUGAUGUCAAAAUUCUGUUGCUCGGGAAACAUCAUUGGCAGAGAACCUGUGAAAAGAGGCUUGUCAGUAAAAUCUGGGAAUGACCGGAUAUGGAAACAUCUGCCCUUGUGUACCGAUGGCAGAGCUGUUGCCCACAAGCGCUUUUUAUUUAGGGUAAAAUUAUCAAAUCCAUUCUGUUCCUCUACCCUGUGCUUGGUACACAUGACCUUCUUUAACCCUUAUAUGAUUCUGGGGGUGGUUUCAGAAGUGAUGUGACUCCCAGGAUUCCAUUUUGUUUAAUGGACUUUUCUACUAAGGGCAUAAAAGAUUGAGGCUGAUUUAGCCAGGGCAAAACCAUUUACUUUCAUGUAUUCAUUUUGAAUGCUUGCUGUCCAUAUUAUAUAAGCUUCUUACUGUUUUCGUGUAAUAACAAAGAUCUAUUUUGAGUAAAUGAUGAGUACAUUUUAACAAAAUUUUACACAGUAGUAAAGCCAAAUUGUGUUAAUGUAGGUAAAGAAUGUUGUAUAGCCAUUUAUAUACUAUGUAUAUAUAAAUUCAAUGAGGUGGCUUCAGGAGUGGGAGGAGAAUAAAUCUAAGGUGCUUAUUGA
This is a messenger RNA of Sus scrofa (pig), 6600 nucleotides long. RefSeq names its product SEC22 homolog C, vesicle trafficking protein (gene SEC22C). NCBI's taxonomy places the organism in Eukaryota, Metazoa, Chordata, Mammalia, Artiodactyla, Suidae. Gene Ontology annotation, biological process: endoplasmic reticulum to Golgi vesicle-mediated transport. The record is from RefSeq and is a predicted model, not a curated record.